AUGUCGUCUGCUUCUUCUUCCUUCCCGUCGCCUUCCAAUCUUUUAUGUUACUGUGGUAAGAGAGCUCAACUACGCACAUCAAGGACUCCAUCAAAUCCUGGUAAGAAGUUUCAUGGUUGCAAGAAUUGGAAGGAUGGGGGUUGUACGUUCUUUAAAUGGGAGGAUGAUCCAGAGAGCUCGAACAAUCAGAUUCUUGCCAAUGAAAUAAUUGAGGGGCUGGUGGAGCAGGAACAGAUGGAGCAGGGGCAGGUGGAGCAGGAACAGGUGGAGCGGGAGCAGGAGCAGGGGCAUGGGCAUGUGGAGUAG
Messenger RNA from Striga hermonthica, 306 nucleotides. The record is from the annotation of a GenBank genome assembly. NCBI's taxonomy places the organism in Eukaryota, Viridiplantae, Streptophyta, Magnoliopsida, Lamiales, Orobanchaceae.